AUGGCUUUCCAGUCGCAACGAUCCAUUCCCUCCUCCAGCCCACGGAGCGGCCUGGCUGGUCUCGGCCUAUCCUCCAAAGCCGGUGGCAUUUUCCAUACCGAGCGCACCCUCCCCAUGUACAAAGACAAACCGUACUUCCAGCCCCGGCGGACUGCUCCUAGGCGAGGGUGGAAGAGGGCUUUCGGCGUGCUUGGUAUUUGUACACUAGGACUUUUCUGGUUUCUCUAUACCUCGAAGGAUCUAUCGGUUGUGCAGGUUCCCGAAUCGAGCGCAGCUGAUAAGGGCGCUGAGCUUUGGAGUUGGAUGCAGACGCUGAAGGACGAGAAGCCGGUCAAAAAGCCCGAUUGGAAUGCGCGCCGGGAGAAGGUGCGCGAUACUCUGAUCGUUAGCUUUGACGGCUAUGAGAAGAACGCGUGGGGUUACGACGAGUAUAGCCCUAUAUCUAAUCGCCAUAGGAAUAUGGUUGAAGGCGGAUUAGGCUGGAUGAUUGUAGACUCACUCGACACUAUGAUUAUCAUGAAUCUGACCUCCCAGGUCCGACAUGCUCGGCAGUGGAUUGCCACUUCGCUGAGAUACGAUCAAGAUCACGACAUCAGCACCUUUGAAACCACCAUUCGCAUGCUCGGUGGCUUGUUAUCUGCGCACUAUCUUUCUACCCAAUACCCUAAUCUUGCUCCGAUCGCUGACGACGACGCUGGAGCUGCUGGAGAGGACCUGUACAUUGAGAAAGCCACUGAUCUUGGGGAUCGCUUGAUGUCCGCGUUCGACACACCCACGGGAAUUCCAUAUUCUAGUGUCAACCUCAACACAUCCAAGGGGCUUCGUUCUCAUGCCGAUGGCGGUGCAGCCUCCACUGCUGAGGCAACAUCGGUUCAGCUUGAGUUCAAAUACUUGGCCAAACUGACUGGAGAAGCUGAAUACUGGAGAAUUGUCGAGAAGCCCAUGGAAGCUGUGGAUAAGCAACAUCCAACGGAUGGUCUUGUCCCUAUCUAUAUUCACCCCGACACCGGGCAGUUCCGGGGGAACAACAUUCGGCUCGGUAGCCGCGGGGAUUCAUAUUAUGAAUACCUCAUCAAGCAAUACUUGCAAACCUCAGAGGAGGAACCCAUCUACAAGGAAAUGUGGGACGAGUCGCUCCGGGGUAUUCGUAAGCAUUUGCUCGCUUUCUCCAAGAACGCCCAGCUGUUGGUCCUGGGCGAGCGACCCAACGGGCUUGAAGGCUCCCUUUCUCCCAAGAUGGACCACCUCGCCUGCUUUAUGCCAGGAACAAUCGCACUGGGUGCCACCGGCGGCCAACUUCUCUCUGAAGCACGAAAGUCCUCCGAUUGGACCCAACAGCGCGAAGAGGAGAUCUUCAUCGCUCGCGAGCUUAUGAAGACCUGCUGGGCGACAUACAAGAAGACUGCCACCGGCCUCGCUCCCGAGAUCUCACAUUUCGUCUUCAAGGACAUGCCGACCAUGAUGGGCGACAAGUACCCUGACCCUGCGGCCUCCAAGGGUAGUGCACCCCAUGAGCUGCGCAGUAUCUCGCUCCCACUGGAGCCUCUCAACGAUGGAAGCGAGCCUUGGCGCGACGAUAUUGACAUCCACCGUAUGGACCGGCAUAAUCUGCAGCGCCCGGAAUCCAUUGAGUCGCUCUUCUAUAUGUACCGUAUCACCGGCGACGAGAUGUACCGCGAAUGGGGAUGGGAGAUGUUCAAGUCCUUCAUCCAGCACACGGCUGUCGUCGAGAAGGGCAUCGCUGAUGCCGACGCUCCCAUCACUGGACGAAUCAAGAGCUUUACUUCCCUCGACAACGCGGACGCGAUCCCGCCAAACCAGCGCGAUAACAUGGAGAGUUUCUGGAUGGCGGAGACGCUCAAAUAUUUCUACCUCUUGUUUUCUGACCGCGAUUUUAUCUCCCUUGAGGACCAUGUGUUCAAUACCGAGGCGCACCCUUUACCGCGCUUCAAACCUUCUGGAGAACUUACCACGGGCUGGAAGCGCAGUAUCAGAACAGCGUAG
Molecule: messenger RNA, 2004 nt
Organism: Penicillium chermesinum
Lineage: Eukaryota; Fungi; Ascomycota; Eurotiomycetes; Eurotiales; Aspergillaceae
Product: glycoside hydrolase family 47 protein
Exons: 4
Coding region: 1-2004 (667 amino acids)
Biological process (GO): carbohydrate metabolic process; N-glycan processing
Cellular component (GO): membrane; endoplasmic reticulum
Molecular function (GO): mannosyl-oligosaccharide 1,2-alpha-mannosidase activity; calcium ion binding
Source: RefSeq, a predicted model, not a curated record